Messenger RNA from Schistocerca serialis cubense, 2766 nucleotides. RefSeq names its product protein dopey-1 homolog. Gene Ontology annotation, biological process: Golgi to endosome transport. Lineage: Eukaryota; Metazoa; Arthropoda; Insecta; Orthoptera; Acrididae. The transcript has 11 exons. Gene Ontology annotation, cellular component: endosome; trans-Golgi network. Bases 1 to 2766 code for a protein of 921 amino acids. The record is from RefSeq and is a predicted model, not a curated record.
AUGGCGCAAUUAAACACGGAACUUUUUUCAGCUGACACAACAAAAUUAUUCAGGAUGGGUUCUAUUGCUAUGGAAGAAUAUGAACUGAUGAAGGACUCAAAGUACAGAGUGUAUGUUUCUGCUGUUGACAAAGCAUUGAAAAACUUUGAAUAUACUAGUGAGUGGGCAGAUCUAAUAUCUGCUCUUGGGAAACUGAAUAAAGUGCUGCUGAAUUAUAUGAAAUUUCCAGUUAUUCCACGCCGUAUAAAAAUCAGUAAGCGUCUUGCACAGUGUAUGCAUCCAGCACUGCCUUCAGGUGUUCAUUUAAAAGCUCUUGAGACUUACGAUAUAAUAUUCAAAUGUAUGGGAACAAACCGUUUAAGCCAUGAACUGUUCAUUUAUAGUGCUGGCUUGUUUCCACUUCUGGGCCAUGCUGCCAUGAAUGUCCGUCCUUCUCUUCUCACUGUAUAUGAAACACAUUUUGUACCUCUGGGAGAGAGACUUAGACCUGGACUUAGUGGUUUCUUGAGUGGUGUUCUACCAGGCUUAGAAGAAGGUUCUGAUCAUUUUGAAAGAACUACCUCAUUGUUAGAAAAAGUUUGUGAUGGAGUAGGUCCAAACCACUUUUAUGGAUGUCUGUGGGAUUGCAUAGCAGCAAACAGUGGUAUACGCCUCCCUGCUAUAUCCUAUGUUCUGUCACACUUCAACAAGAGGCUUUCUAUGGAAGAUCAGUUAUUCAUCAUGGGGACCAAUGUUGACAUUAUGGUUAGUGCACUAUGUGCAUGUAUGCAAGACACUAGUGUGCUGGUGCAGCGCAGUGCGCUCGACCUGCUGCUUGUGGGAUUUCCCAUGCACAAUAACCAGUUAUUGCGCACUGAUGUGGUACGACUUGUAACGGCCUCUCUUACUACCAUACUUCGUAGAGAUAUGUCACUGAACAGGCGUUUAUUUGCUUGGCUACUAGGAUCAGAAGUAAAUGUAUCUUUGCUGAGUUCAGAACAUCCUCUUGUUAAGAAAUCUCGCAGCAUAGAAUCUACUUCAUCCAAUACCUCACCAUAUUUUGAGAUGUAUUCCAGAGAUCUCUUGAUUCAGGCUAUAAAAAUUACUCUAAGUCAGAGUGCAAGUCAUCCACAAGAUGUUCGUCCUUAUCGCCUUUUGGUUUCUCUCUUGGACAAGCCAGACAUAGGGCCUGAGAUUUUAGAUGAUAUCCUGUAUGAAGUUUUCAGGACACUCUAUUUAGCUUGUGAUGGAGGCAAACUGGCUUCUGCUGCUUCCACAGCUACAUACAAAGGCAGCCAAGAGCUUCUGAAGUCUGCUAAUUUGUUGUUCAGCACACUUGAGCCAUGUUACAUUUGGGUCUACUUGGGUACCCUUUUUGAUAAAGCUUGUGGUGCUCAAGCAACUGUUGAUACAGCAAAGAUCUCGCAACCUGUGGAUUUGAAAGUUAACGAUGAAGUGAAAUCUGUUGGUCAAGGACAACCAAAUCUCCUAGAGGUAUGUACACUUGCAGAAUUCCUUCUGGAUGCUGUAUCUCUGGAGGCAUACAUGGACACCACGAGUGAGCAUUUACCAGGACUCUUUCUUCACAUUAUUUGCAAGUUAACAGAGCAUUGUGAUAAUCUCUCAGCAGAAGAUAUAGCACGUUCUCUCCAACUGUGUGCAAAAAUACUUUCAAAAGUGCAGCCCUCAGUGGUAGCGGUUAGUUCACUAAAUGGGAAAUCAGCAAGUGAUCAGAUAGACACAACCAUUAACCAAGUAUGUAGCCCCAUAGAGCACAGCAAGUCUUUACCAGAUAUUACUGAUAAAAGCAAAAAAUCAAGAUCCAGUGGUAAGGGUUCAAACAAAAACAAGAAAUCAAAGUUUCGCUUGAAACAGUCUGGUGAGAAAAAUGAAGUCAUUGAUGAAAUUAGUCCUGUUGUAGUAACAGUGAGUUCCAAUUCUCAAGAAAAUUUAUGUGAAGAAAGGACAGUUGAUGAAUCUGCUGCUGAAGUUACAGCCAAUGGACAUCUGAACAUUAGUAUUAGUAGUUCAGGAAAACUCAGUCCCAAUCUGUCUUACGGAAGUGCAGCGCAGCUAACAGAUACUGAAACUAGUUUGAUGGGAAGUGAAGCUGAUAUAACUAGUCAGUCAGUUUCAGAAGAGUCGUGUGAACCUCCUUUAUUGCCUUCAAAACAGCAGUCAUUGCUUGAAGAGUGCUUAAAACAGUAUAAAAUAUUCUAUGUGAAGUUUAUGUGUAAUAAACGGUUAAUGGGCUGUGAUGUGGAUUCUCUCUUCAAACAACUUAUUAUUCAUCCACAAGAAACAGAUGAUGAAAGGACUGAAAAGCUUAUAUGUAUUUUGAAUAGGUGUUUGGAAAGCAAUGAUCACAGUUGUCAGUUCUGCGAAGAAAUUACAGAGCUGGAAAAACAUAACUAUUCUACUCUAUCAGGAAAAAAUGACAAUAGAAGGAAAAUAUACUUUUGCAAGUCUAAUGCCCAAGAGUGGGAAUCACCUGUAAAAGUAUCAUGCAAUCUCUUGGUGGAACUGUCCACAUUUCCCACUUACUGUCUUCCAGAAACACCGAUAGACGAGCCAACAGGUAAAAUACUGUGCUUUUUACUUCAGUUGAUUUUGCUAAUAUAUGUACAGCCUCAAUUGUUUGAGGCAAUCGCUAUAGUUCAUCUGUAUGUUCAAACCUUGAGGGAUCAAAACAUACUCUCAUCACAGUUAAAAAGAAAAGGUUUAGAAAUGUAUGUUGAGAUAAAGAUUACAAUGUUUCAGUAUUUAAAUACACAUUUUAAUGCAUAG